AUGUCGUUGGAGGACGAUCAAAGGGCCAAACAACUUGAAGAAGCUAGAAAGCGGGUAGAAGAGCUUCGAAACAAGAAGAAAAAGAAGGGUAAAAAGAAAAAGACGCAAGCAGAGGAUGACGAGAGUGCAACGAAGGAAAAGGACGAGGAUACUGUGAAAGAUGCUGUUGUGGAAGUAAAAGACCAAGAUAAGGAAGUGACACCACAAAAUGUCGAGAAUGCGGGAGUGGAGGACGCUCGUGAAGACGAAGAGAAGCAGGAUGUAGCGGAACUGGCAGAAGAAGAAGUAGAAGAAGCAGGAGAAGAAGCAGGAGAAGAAGCAAGAGAAGAAGCAGGAGAAGAAGCAGGAGAAGGAGAUGCAGAUGCUGCCAUUCCAGACUCUGAAAACGGUAAGACCGAGAUAUCAAAAGAAAACCCCCUUGACGGGAAACCGGUAGGGCAUCAAGCAAACGUUGAAGAUCUGUUUUCGACGUCAGACGCACAGGAGCCCGAUUUUCUGACGAAGCUUGCAGAGGAAAAAGAAAUAGACGCCAAAAAGGCCCUCCAAGAGCAAGUCGAAAAUCUGACUCAACAGCUGAAAAAGCAGAAAUUCACUAAUAUGGAUCACGAAACAACAAUCGAAGAACUUGAAGAAAAAGUACAAGAUUUGCAGUCCGCCCUGGAGUCCUGUAAGCAAGAAUUGGAAGCUACGAAACGUGAAUUGGAAGCCGAAAAACGUAAGCCUGCCAUGUUGCUGGUUGAGAAUUCGUCAGGCAACGAAUCCAGCCUUAACUCGCCGCCACUUUUCACGAAAUUUACGUCGCACGCGUCAGGAGAACACGCGUGGCCCACCAUGACACCAGUUGCAACGCAUGUGGAUCGUGCUCUGAUCGACAAGUGGAAAAAUUGGAACGUCGACAUGACAAGCUGGAGAAGUAUUGGAUCUGGGCCCAUUGUGGACCUGUGA
This is a messenger RNA of Lachancea mirantina, 945 nucleotides long. NCBI's taxonomy places the organism in Eukaryota, Fungi, Ascomycota, Saccharomycetes, Saccharomycetales, Saccharomycetaceae. The record is from the annotation of a GenBank genome assembly.